CAAAGGAAAUUUCAAAGUUGAUAAUAAUUAAAAAUAAUCUUGUGUUUUUUUGUCCUCUAAAUAAACUGUUUCUUGAUCCUUAAAAACAGCAACAACAAAGUUAAAACGAGAGACAAAGAGAGUGGAGUGGGCGGAGCUUGUUUCUAUGGCAACCGUACAACAUGGGGAGAGAGUGAGUGAGUGGAAGAGAAACGAGGAGAGAAAAGAAGUGACGAAGGACAAGGAGAAGAAGGAGACGUCCAUCUGAUCUAAAGGAACUCCUGCGGCCAAUGGCUUGUUUUCGUGGCAACCGUGAAGAAUUCUACGGUGAAGUCCUCCUGCUGGACGACACGAAAAUCACACUGAAGCCAGAGCAAGGAAUGAAAAAGUCGACGAAGGUGUCGGCCAUCUUGGAACAAGUGUUCUGCCACCUGAAUGUGGUCGAUGUCAAGUUCUUUGGUCUGAGGUUCUGUGACAAGAAACAACAUACGAACUGGUUGGAUACUUCCAAGACUCUGUCACAACAUCGCAGCCUGCCUGGGCCUCCGUACAUUUUUUAUUUCGGUGUCAAAUUUUAUGCCAAAGAUCCGGUGAAGCUCAAAGAUGAAGGAACACGACGUCAGUUUUACCUGCAGCUUCGUCAGGACAUUCGCAGGAGAUGUCUCCUCGUCCCCUACUACCUCAGACCUCGACUCUUCGCCCUGAUGAUGCAAGUGGAGCUGGGAGACUUCACCGACGGAGAAAUGGUCGAGACGGAAGAAAACCGCGAAACACUGGUCAUCUACAAGUCCAUGAGAGGUGUCUCUCGCCCUCAGGCUGAAAGCCUCUUCCUGGCUCUGAGCAGCUCUCUGCCGAUGUACGGAGUCUCACUCUUCAACGCAUACGGGGGAAACCAGUCGGAGUACUUCCUGGGUCCGAGUCCUGUCGGCAUCGACGUCUACAAGAACAGAGCGUUGGUGGGAAAAUAUCUGUGGCAGAAAAUCACCAAACUGCACUUCAAGAACGACACGUUUGAGCUGAGAGUGGCCGGAAAACAGGACUCAGAAACAACAUUCUUCUUUCACUCACCAGAAUGUAAACGUUUGUGGAAAACCUGUGUUGAACAUCAUGUUUUUUUCAGGAUGUCAGAGUCCGACCCCCCCAGACUGACACACAGCAGCGUCACGUCUUCGCCCGCUCUGUCUCUUCCUCGACUCAACGUCAGCCUGCGACGACACAGAAGUGACGCCAACACAACAACAACAACAACAACAGCAACAAAAGAAGCUAAGAACACAACAGAGAGUGAAGGCAGUAAACCAGUGAAGAAACUGACAGCGCCACCUGCUGUUGACAGGUUAGAAGGAUGA
Molecule: messenger RNA, 1328 nt
Organism: Cynoglossus semilaevis (tongue sole)
Lineage: Eukaryota; Metazoa; Chordata; Actinopteri; Pleuronectiformes; Cynoglossidae
Gene: epb41l4a
Product: erythrocyte membrane protein band 4.1 like 4A
Exons: 14
Coding region: 270-1328 (352 amino acids)
Biological process (GO): actomyosin structure organization
Cellular component (GO): cytoskeleton
Source: RefSeq, a predicted model, not a curated record